GGUAUAUGUAUACACAACAAUGAACUGAAAGUGGAUCAGAGACUUCAAGGGAAGGGCUAAACUAUAAAACUCUUAGGAGGAAAUAUGGGAGCAAAUCUUCAUGAUCUUGGAUUAGGCAAUGGUUUCUUAGAUACGACACCCAAAGUACAAGCGAUGAAAGAGAAGCUCAACAGUUUGGACUUUAUAAAAUUUAAAAACAGUUGUAUUGCCCUGACUGACAUGGCUCAUGGGGAGAGGCAGAGGGGCAAGGCAGGUCAAGGUCUGGCGCUGGAUGGUGGAGGUCAUCUCCUGGGCCACCUAGCCAUCCUCAUGGUCAAGCAAGCACCGUUUGGCAGGAAGGUGGUGGUUGUGUGCUGAGUGGGCAUCAAUAUUUCUGGCAAUUUCUACAGAAGUAAGUUGAAGUACCUGGCCUUCCUCCUAAAGCGGAUGAACACCAACUCAAUCCGGGGUCCUUACCACCUCCGAGCCCCCAGCAGCAUCUUUUGGCCAAGGGUGCAGGGAGACACCCUGCCCAGCAAGUUCAAGCGAGGUCAGGAUGCCUUGGGCCACUCCAAGGUGUUUGAGGGGAUCCUCCCGCAUUAUGACAAGAAAAAGCAAAUGGUUGUUCCUGGGGCCUUGAAGGUUGUGUGUCUAAAGCCUACAUGGAAGUUUGCCUCCCCAGGGCACCUGGCUCGUGAGGUUGGCAGGAAGUGCUGGGCAGUCGCGGUCACUCAGGAGGAGAAGAGGAAGGAGAAGGCCAAGAUUCAUUGCCGGAGGAAAAAGCAGCUCCUGAGGUGGCAGGAACAGGCCGAAAAGAACGUGGAGAAAAAAACCAGCAGAUAUACAGAGGUCCUGAAGACUCAUGGACUCCUAGUCUGAGUGCAAUAAAAUUGACUGUUAAUU
Messenger RNA from Phyllostomus discolor (pale spear-nosed bat), 882 nucleotides. Its product is annotated as 60S ribosomal protein L13a-like. Gene Ontology annotation, biological process: negative regulation of translation; translation. Gene Ontology annotation, cellular component: cytosolic large ribosomal subunit; ribosome. Lineage: Eukaryota; Metazoa; Chordata; Mammalia; Chiroptera; Phyllostomidae. Gene Ontology annotation, molecular function: structural constituent of ribosome; mRNA binding. The transcript has 3 exons. The record is from RefSeq and is a predicted model, not a curated record.